AUGAUCGAGAAUCCUCCUUCUUGGCUAAAACCAUUUUUACCCCCCAAAGCAGGACCCACAGAGAUUCUAGCCCUGCGGAAAGCCAAAAAGGAGACCGACUCUAUGCCCAAAGCACCCCUUCGUCCGGUCUUCCAGGAUUCCUCCCCGCAGGAUCGGAUUCUCCCGCCGCCCUACUGGGCAUCGGGGGCUGCAGAAGGGGUGCCACCCCUCCCUGACGAGGGAGUCCCUGUGCGCAGGCCAGCAGCGGGGACACACAGUCAGACCCACCGGACGGCCCCACCUCCGAAUGCGGGGCCGGCUGACUCCACCGCCCUUCCUCUCUGCUCCAUGGGGCCCCCCGAUGAGACUGACGAACAGCUAAUGUUAUAUUGGCUGUUCUCCACCAGUGAUUUAUAUAAUUGGAAAACCCAAAAUGCAAAGUUCUCUGAUAAUGCGAGAGAUCUAAUCGGGCUUUUAGAUACUGUUCUCUUUACCCACCAGCCUACUUGGGAUGAUUGCCAACAGCUCUUGCAGGUUCUCUUCACCACCGAGGAAAGAGAACGAAUUCAGGUGGAAGCCCGGAAGUCUGUCCUGGGAGAGGACAGACAGCCGACUCAAAACCCAGACCUCAUAAAUGCUGCCUUCCCUUUAUCCCGCCCCACCUGGAACUACAACUCAGCUGAAGGUAAGGAGAGACUCCGGGUCUACCACCAGACUCUAACGGCAGGUCUCAAGGCUGCCACGCGCAAGCCUACCAAUCUGGCCAAGGUCUAUGAUGUGAGGCAGGGUAAGGAUGAGAGUCCAGCAGCCUUCUUAAAGAGAGUCAUAGAGGCUUUUAGGCAGUACACCCCUAUGAACCCAGAAGCCCCGGAAACAAAGGCCGCAAUGGCUUUUGUUAACCAGGCCGCUCCGGAUGUUAAAAAGAAAUUGCAAAGAGUAAAGAGACUGGGAGAGAAGAGCUUGCAGGACUUAGUGAUAGUGGCAGAACGAGUCUAUAAUAAUAGAAAAAGUCCGGAAGAACAACAAACCAAACUAAGUGACCGGCAGACCCGAAACCUGGCCAAGAUCCUGCUGGCCAACCAUGGACGACCCACAGGAAAGACGGAACACCUCAAGAAGCUGGCUUCAGGGACAGGUAAGGAGGAUGGCCCUGGUCCCCGUCGGGAGCACCCUAAGCUGAACAAAAACCAAUGCAAAGAGGAGGGCCAUUGGGUGAAAAGCUGCCCUAACAAAAGAUCUAAGGCCCCUGCCAAGAUCUUAAAAAUGGAGGACCUGGACAAUUAGGGGAGUCAGGGUUCGGCACCCUUCCUCAAGCCCAGGGUAACUCUUACAGUGGAGGGGCAACCUGUUGAAUUCCUAGUGGACACUGGGGCACAACAUUCGGUUUUAUUACAACCCCAAGGGAAAUUGGCAAACAAAACUUCAUGGGUGCAAGGGGCCACGGGCACCAAACAAUACUCACGGACUACCCGAAGAACUGUGGAUCUGGGCACGGGCCGGGUAUCCCACUCCUUCAUGGUCAUCCCUCAGUGUCGCUGUUAGGUCGGGAUUUGCUCGGGGGCACAAAUUUGCUUCCACCUCAAAGGGGCAAAAGUGCUAAACAAGAAGGGGCACCCGAUUCAGGUGCUUGUCCUGAGUUUAGAAGACGAAUAUCGUCUCCACCAAAUGCCCUCAGCCCAAAUGACUGACAUUGACCGUUGGCUGCGGGAAUUUCCCCAAGCGUGGGCAGAAACUGGGGGAAUCGGGCUGGCCCAGCAUCGACCGGCCAUAUACAUAAAACUAAAGCCAGGGGCAGACCCUGUCAGGGUCCGCCAAUACCAGCCUCUAGUAGCACGAAAGGGAAUCCCACCUCACAUACGGCGACUACUGGAUUCGGGCAUCUUAAGGCCCUGCCAAUCCGCAUGGAACACUCCCUUGCUGCCGGUUCAGAAACCACACUCUAACAAUUACAGGCCAGUCCAGGACUUGAGUGAAGUCAACCGGCGAGUAGAGGAUAUGCACCCUACGGUCCCAAACCCAUACACCCUCCUCUCCACCUUGCCUCCAGACAAAACUUGGUAUACGGUAUUAGAUUUAAAAGAUGCUUUUUUCAGCCUGCCUUUUGCGCCCAAGAGCCAAGACCUCUUUGCCUUUAAAUGGACGGACCCUGAGAAAGGCAUCAAUGGCCAGCUCACCUGGGCUAAACUACCACAAGGAUUCAAAAAUUCACCGACCAUCUUCGCUUCACACGAAGACUUGGGUGAGUUCCGUUCCGAGCACCCUCAUUUGACUUUAUUACAGUAUGUAGAUGACAUCCUGUUGGCGGUGGAGGACCAGGACACAUGCCUGUGAGGCACCAGGGACUUGCUCCAGACCAUAGCGGCCCUAGGAUACCGGGCCUCACCUAAAAAAGCCCAGAUCUGCAGAACAGAGGUGAGCUACCUUGGGUACAAAUUAAAAGAUGGACAAAGAUGGUUGACGGAUGCAUGGAAGGAAACCAUCUUAAGAAUCCCACAGCCGCAAACCGUCCGCCAGGUACGUGAAUUCCUGGGGUCAGCAGAGUUCUGUCGCUUAUGGAUUCCGGGUUUUGCCGAGAUGGCCAGACCCCUCUAUGAGGCCACCAGGCACCAGCAAAAUUUUAAAUGGACUGAGGCCAUGAACAGAGCCUUUAAUAACCUUAAAAAGACCUUGCUGUCUGCCCUGGCCCUUGGGUUGCCCGAUCCAGCCAAGCCCUUCUACCUGUAUGUGGACGAGAAAGACGGGGUGGCAAAAGGGGUCCUUGUCCAGUACUUAGGUCCCUGGAAAAGACCCAUAGCCUAUCUCUCCAAAAAGCUGGACACGGUGGCUGCUGGAUGGCCCCUAUGCUGAAAAAUUAUUGCUGCGGUGGCCACUAUAGUCAAGGACACAGACAAACUGGCCAUGGGGCAAGAACUGCAUGUUACCACCCCACAUGCUAUUGAAGGGGUACUCAAACAGCCUCCAAUCCGCUGGAUCAGCAAUGCCCGUCUGACCCAUUAUCAGAGCCUACUGCUAAACCCUACCAGAAUUUUAUUUAAGCCACCAACAACCCUGAAUCCGGCAACGCUACUCCCUAACCCAGACUGGGACCCCCCUCUGCACAACUGUCAAGAAAUUUUGGCACAGGUACACAGAAUCAGAGCUGAUCUCCAGGACCAGCCACUGCCGAAUGCGGACGCCACCUGGUACACGGACGGCAGCAGUUUUGUCCAAGAAGGACUCAGAUAUGCGGGAGCCGUAACCAUGGAGAUGGAGGCUGUCUGGGCAGAGCCACUGGCAGCCGGAAUGUCGGCUCAAUGGGCAGAACUGAUGGCACUGGCCAAGGCGCUGACCAUGAAAAACAGUAAACAAAUAAACAUCUACACCAACAGCAGGUAUGCCUUUGCCACCGCUCACAUCCACGGAGCCCUUUACAGGAAGAGAGGGCUUCUGACAGUAGAGGAAAAGACUGUUAAAAACAAAACAGAGAUUCUUGAACUCCUAAAGGCCCUCUGGCUGCCCAAGGCCCUAGCCAUCAUCCAUUGUCCGGGGCACCAAAAGGCAGACACGCCAGUAGCCAGGGGAAACCGGCUAGCCGAUUUAAAAGCAAAAGAGGCAGCCCUUCUGGAGACCCAGGUCUUAGCUACCAUGCUACCUGAUCCGGGGGCACUGACCCUGCCUGACACCCCCAACUAUACUGAUGCUGACUUACACUGGAUCAAAUGCUUGCCUAUGACCCAGUGCUUGCAUGGCUGGUAGAGGGCUCAGACUCCAGCAUCAUCUUGCCAGAGGAACUAGGAUGGCGAGUCCUAUCCAAAAUGCAUCGGAGUACUCACAUGGAAACAAGGAAGAUGGAAGACCUCAUACUACAUGCAAAGAUCACUAUUAAAGACUCUCGAGCAAAGAUCGAACAGAUUGUGGCAAGCUGCCGUGCAUGCCAAUUAACAAAUGCCUCCGCCCAUGGAUAUAACCCAGACACCUGGCUCCGAGGGGACCACCCAGGAGCCUACUGGGAAGUGGACUUCACUGAGGUAAAACCUGGAAAAUACGGGUAUAGGUAUUUGCUAGUGUUUGUAGAUACUUUUUCAGGAUGGACAGAGGCAUUUCCCACCAAACAUGAAACAGCACAGAUCCUGACCAAGAAACUGCUGGAAGACAUCGUACCGAGGUAUAGUUUUCCCGUUAGAAUUGGGUCAGACAACGGCCCAGGAUUCAUAUCUAAGGUAACACAGGGAGUGGCACUAGUACUUGGGGCAGAUUGGAAAUUACAUUGUGCAUAUAGGCCCCAGAGCUCAGGACAGGUCGAGAGGAUGAACAAAACAUUAAAGGAGACCUUAACUAAAUUAGCCCUGGAGACUGGCAGGGACUGGGUGACUCUCCUCCCCUUUGCCCUAUAUAGGGUGAGGAACUCCCCAUAUAAGAUGGGACUGGCUCCCUACAAAAUCAUGUUCCGUCUUCCUCCACCUGUUAUCCCCAAUUUAAAACCUGAGGUGCUUGCUGAAUUUGAUGAUCACCAACUUCUUUUCUCCCUCCAAAUGUUACAACGAACCCAUGAGCAGGUGUGGCCUAAGCUGAGAGCCCUCUACGAGACUGGGCCACCCCCGGACCCCCAUCGAUAUCGGCCAGGUGACUGGGUAUACAUGCGGAAAUACCAACACCAGACACUUCAACCUCACUGGAAGGAACCCUACCUCAUGAUCCUGACCACUCCCACCGCUCUCAAGGUCGACAGGAUUACUCCCUGGGUCCACUACACACACGUCCGGCCAGCUGACCCGCACACCGUUCUCAAGGACUUUGUUACAGAAUGGAAAAGCCAACCAGACAAGGACAAUCCCCUAAAGCUAAGACUGCGCCGUUCUCACUUAUUUCCCACCUCCAAGAGUCCCUAGUCCAAGGUUGUCCUUCAAAGUAGAAGGAAAUUAGAAUUAGUCUUCUUACAACAAAGGUGUGGGGGGGGGGGUAUGUGCUGCCUUAAAUGUAAAUGAGAGCGAGAACAGCAACAAGGAUGGUGAGAAUCCUGGUUUAAUCA
This is a messenger RNA of Canis lupus familiaris (dog), 4987 nucleotides long. RefSeq lists its product as uncharacterized. The record is from RefSeq and is a predicted model, not a curated record. Lineage: Eukaryota; Metazoa; Chordata; Mammalia; Carnivora; Canidae. Gene Ontology annotation, molecular function: zinc ion binding; aspartic-type endopeptidase activity; nucleic acid binding. Gene Ontology annotation, biological process: virion assembly; proteolysis.